Oncorhynchus kisutch (coho salmon) is the source of this 3923-nucleotide messenger RNA. RefSeq names its product linkage group 8 C9orf85 homolog (gene lg8h9orf85). The record is from RefSeq and is a predicted model, not a curated record. Lineage: Eukaryota; Metazoa; Chordata; Actinopteri; Salmoniformes; Salmonidae. The transcript is spliced from 4 exons. Bases 1328 to 1867 code for a protein of 179 amino acids.
UCAACAAGGCAGCAUGGUGGAUGGUCCAGAAACACACAACAUAUUAUUAUUUUUUUCGAUAAAAUAAAUGUUAGAUUUGUCUAACUACUUUUCAUUGGAAAUGCAAAUAAAGCGUUUUCAUCAAAAGCAAUCCAUUUUGCAUAGGAAACCACAGCAUCCUAGUAAUUACUACACGUGCUUAAUUACGUCACUUUAGGUUUGAGACGACUUUGCUGUGGCUUUGAAGCGGGCACCUGGCUCACGACCGGGAGGCAGCCAUUCCAAAUCGAAUGCAAUCAACCUUCAACCGAUAGAAAAAAACGCCUAAACGGGCGCCUGGUGUGAUUAAUCGAACCUCAUCACUGGGAACUAAUGCCGCCUUCAAAACAACAGGAAACUCGAAAAUAUCUGACUUUAGUAGCCUAAGACAACGGGGAACUCUGAAAAAACUAGCUCCGCCUGGGAAAGUCGUUUUGAACGGUCAACUCAGAAUUCAAAGUCGGUAACUUGGCCAUCUUUCUUUUGCUCUGACUUUUCGACCUGAAGAUCACUGACGUCAUGAUUUGACCUAGUUUUUGUCUGUGUUCCCAGUUGUCUUGAAAGAACCAUUAGAGCUUAAAUUUUGAAUGGCAUACUUAUUUACAUUUUAUGUGGACUGGGGAUGAGGAAAAUGCGUUAUCUGAAAGGGAAAGUGUCAAUAACAUAUUCGCAUGUGGAUAUUUGUAAUAAACUACAUGACCAAAAGUGUGUGGACACCUGCUCGUGGAACAUCUCAUUCCAAAAUCAUGGGCAUUAAUAUGGAAUUGGUCCCCCCUUUGCUGCCAUAACAGCAUCAACUCUUCUGGGAAGGCAUUCCAGUAGAUGUUGGAACAACGCUGCAGGGCCUUGCUUCCAUUCAGCCACAAGAGCUGGGCUCUGCUUGCCAGAGUCAAGUUCUUCCACACCGAUCUUGGGGGGCAUUGUCAUGCUGAAACAGGAAAGGGUCUUCCCCAAACUGUUGCCACAAGUUGGAAGCACAGAAUCGUCUGGACUUUAAUAUAAUUGUAUGCUGUAACAUUAAGAUUUCCCUUCACUGGAACUAAGGGGCCUGGACCCGAAACAAGAAAAACAGCCCCAGACUUCCUGUUUCCAUCACAGCUGUCGUGAUUUUUUGUAUAUGGUAUGCUUAAUCGAAUAAAAACUGUGGAUGAAACGUGGUUAGUGACACUUCUCUGAGAGGCUUUUAUUUCGAAACUUAAAAAAUCCGUGACCCGGAAGGACUUUUUUUGUGUGUUGCUGACGAGUCGCUGGUCCAUGUGUUGUGGUAGCUGACAUCAAGCUAACGUUAGAAACCUAUGUUUAGAUAAAAAUGAGUUCUCAAAAGGGCAACGCAUCGCGGUCGCGAGGACAAAAGCACCAAAACACGACUGCUUACAAGAACGACAAAUAUGGAGCAAGUGUUCAAGUAAAGAUAGCAAACUCGAAGGUCCACGACGGGUUAUGUCAACGCUGCAAGGAAGUUAUUGAGUGGAAAGUCAAAUACAACAAAUACAAAUCCCUUUCCCAACCUCGAACAUGUGUGAAAUGUUCUCAGAAGACGGUGAAGGAUGCAUAUCACGUCAUUUGUAAAACCUGUGCCCUGAAGCUGGAGCUUUGUUCCAAGUGUGGGAAGAAAGAGGACAUCGUAAUUCCGGUUAACACACAGAAGCAGGGAGAGGAAGAGGAGGAAUACACCAAUCAAAAGAUGACCGGAUGUUCUCGGAGGAAGGAGGACUUCAAUGAGCUUGAUGAUGACUUUGGUGACUUGGGCAGUGAUGAUGAUGACUUUGCCAGGGACUCGGGUCCUGAGAAGGCAGGAAGCGGCAAGGCCCUUGUCCCUAAUGUGGCACAUGUUACUUUCAAAGACUAAAGACUGCUAAACCAGGAUGAUCCUAAAUGUACCUCCUAUCCAUUUUAUUAAUAUACUUAUCCUCUGAUUAUACAUACUUUUGCUAAGACUCCUCCUCACUAGAUUUAUUCACUCUAAAAUACAAUAGCCAACUUGUGUUGGGACGUUAAAUGGCCAAACCCCACUUUCAAUGAACUGUUUUGUAGUAAAUCCUAUGAGAGAGCAAUUUUUGUCAUGCUUUGAUAGGUUUAAGGAAGCAUUAUCUUGUUUUGUUUGUGAAGGAAUAUUCACAAGCACUACUGGAUUGAAGUCAUUAUUGUGCCCCAGCAGCUGUUUUUGAACUUUUCCAGAUACAGAAAUAUACACGUAUGUACACAUAUGCCAAAAUAUACAUUUUGAGAAAAUAGUGAUUAUUUUUUAUUUAUUCUGACAAUGUAUUUUGAGUAAUAUGCAUUAUUUCAGCCGAAUGCUUUCCUCUGUAGGCCAUAGUGGAACAUCUUCUCUCAGAUUUCUCCCUUUUUAGAGCUACAAGUAGACCAUAGUGUUACGGUUUUCUAGGUGUGAAGGAUAGUCGGACCAAAAUGCAGCGUGUAGAUUGCGAUCCAUGUUUAAUGAACAACGUGAAAACACGAAUAAACACAAAACACUACAAAACAAAGAACGUGAUGAAAACCGAAACAGCCUAUACUUGUGUAAACUAACAUAGAGGACACUAAGGACAAUCACCCACAACAAACUCAAAGAAUAUGGCUGCCUAAAUAUGGUUCCCAAUCAGAGACAACGAUAAACACCUGCCUCUGAUUGAGAACCACUCCAGACAGCCAUAGACUUUGCUAGAUAACCCCACUAGCUACAAUCCCAAUACAUACACACCAAAACCCCAAGACAAAACACACCACAAUACAAAAACCCCAUGCCACACCCUGGCCUGACCCAAUACAUGAGGAAAAACACAAAAUACUUAGACCAGGGCGUGACACAUAGUCUUUAUGGUGAGUCGCACUAACUCAUUACCACACUAUUAACAUAAUUAAUUGAUGAUCUCAGUGGGUUUUAUUUAGUGCCUUUGGUAAUGACCACAUGCCAGUUUUGUUCUGCUUAUUCAAACACAUGAUCUAAAGUCCAAUGACCUUAGUGCUCCUCCUGACUUAAAGGAAUAGUUUACCCAAAUAACAAAACAAAAUGUGUUUCCUUACUUUGAAGGCGUAGUCUGUCCUCAUGCAUAGAUUGCUUAAAGAUACUACAAUGAUUAGUCUGUAGAUGCUGCCUCAAAUGUCCAGAGUGUACGCUUUGCUACUUUCGAAAAAUGUCUUAAUUAUUUAGAUGCAGAUAUCAAAAGUAUGCCAAACGUAUAGGGCUCCCGAGUGGAGCAGCGGUCUAAGGCUCUGAAUCUGUGCUAGAGGCAUCACUACAGACCCUGGUUCGAUUCCAGGCUGUGUCAAACCCGGCCGUGAUUGGGAGUCCCAUAAGGUGGCGCACAAUUGGCCCAGCAUCGUCCGGGUUAGGCCGUCAUUGUAAAUAAGAAUUUGCUCUUAACUGACUUGCCAAGUUAAAUUGAAUAAAAAAUAUACCUUUUCUAUUAAUUGAAUUUCAAGAAGAUCCUAAACAUAAUAAACUUUGGGCCAAACUCGCAUGGAAUGCCCCCCGAGAUUAAGACAAGUGUAUCAAUCAUAUUUCCUUUCUGCGUGAGGUGAUCUGUGUCUUUCUAUCAACUGGAACGUCUGUGGUUUAGGGCUGAAGCUGGGCCUGUUUGAAAUUGUCUGGAUUACGACAUAGAAGUUGCUUAAUACAAUUGUCUUCUGGUUUAUUUCAUUUGAAGAUGUUAGCUAAUUUACUUGGCCUAUUGGGACAUUAUAUAAAGCACUAUUAAUCAUUCGUAUCCUAACAAUCUCUUUAAAAAAUAUAUAUAUAUAUAUAUUUUUUUUUACAAACACGAGUAAAACAAACGUUAGAUUUUAGGUUAUGAUGGGGUUAGUCAUAUGAACUUGUGAUAUCCUUCUGAAACUAAGUGGCUACCAUUGUGGUGUUUUUGAAAUUAAGGAGUAGGCCUUUAAUAAAAAUGUUUUACCAUUUUCAA